AUGUAUGAACAGCGCCGGCAAAAUGUGACAGCCGGAAGAGCUAAAUCGGCGCCGCUGUUCGGGAAGUCCAUCUUUCGUAUCAACUAUAUGCUCCGCUCUCGCAUCUGCAGGCUGACUGACAUCGGGCUUUGUCGUAGCGGUCUUUACUUCCCACUCUACCUUUGGCACUAUAGACUGGAGACCGACCAGGCACCGGUAUAUGCACAAGCGCGAGAGCUUGACGAUCGCGACGUCGUGUCCGUCUUCUCGCGUGCGCGGAUAUAUCUCAUCCUCAAUGCCGUCGCAUUGCUGAUAGGACUGCUGUGCUGUCCUCUCUCCACGUGGAUGCUGGUCGCAUGCAUCCUCGUACCUGCGCUCUUAUGGAAUACACCGCUUUUCAAUUGGCCGGCUCUUACCUCGAGAGGCGAGGCCAAGCAUGCGUUCGUCCUUAAACGCGUUCCGGUCAUGAAGGCGGUAUUUGUCGGCGUCAUUCGUGGGACCUGGGACCCCGUGCGCCUUAUGGUCUGGUCCACCAUUAACUGGACAUGCAUGUCGAUCACACACGACAUGCGGGACUUUGAGGACGACAAGGUAGCGCGGAUACCGACGAUACCCGUUCUUCUUGACUCCGUGUAUAGGGCCAGGGUGCUCAUCACGGCGGUCCAGCUGGCGGUGCUCAUGGCAUGUUCGAACGACCUCUACAUCGUGUCCUGCUCUCUGUGGAUCAUCACGCUUGCGUGGUGCGUGAAUGAACACAGUCCACGGUGGCUGUUCAUAUGCAUCUCCCACGCACAUACUCCAAUCUUCCUUGUGUAUGGUCUCGUGCAGUGGCACAAAUGGGUGUACGGGAUGGCGGCACAAUAG
Molecule: messenger RNA, 843 nt
Organism: Postia placenta MAD-698-R-SB12
Lineage: Eukaryota; Fungi; Basidiomycota; Agaricomycetes; Polyporales; Adustoporiaceae
Exons: 5
Coding region: 1-843 (280 amino acids)
Source: RefSeq, a predicted model, not a curated record